ACAAGAUUAAAAUAGAUGUGGCUUGCAUAAGUGUAUCUCUAUUGACAAUAAACCAAUCCAUACCAUCGAACGGUUGUGUUUAAAUCUUUAUAUAAUAUUAAAAAUAAAUAAAAAGUUGAUAAUAAUCAUGAGUGUGUCUGAACCGUUGGUAUCAGUAGAUUUUGAAGUUUUCGGUAAAGUACAAGGUUUAUAUUUUACGAAAUAUUGUAAAGAAUUGUGCGAAGAGCUGGGUCUAGCUGGCUGGGUAAAGAACACGAAAAAAGGCACGAUCCAAGGUAAAAUUCAAGGAUUCAGAUCGCGGGUUGAACAAAUGAUAAUUUGGUUGUCCAACACCGGCUCACCUGGUUGUCAAAUAGAACGUUGUGACUUGUCCAACUGGCAAAACUCCUCUAAGUUUGAUUUUAAGGGAUUCAGCAUUAGAUUUUGAUUCUAUACUAUUAGUAUACUUGCCUGAAUUGUAAGUGAUAUUUUUUUUAAUAUGUAACCUUUGUAACUGAAUAAAAAUUGUAUUCAUCAAAACGA
Molecule: messenger RNA, 522 nt
Organism: Aethina tumida (small hive beetle)
Lineage: Eukaryota; Metazoa; Arthropoda; Insecta; Coleoptera; Nitidulidae
Product: acylphosphatase-2
Exons: 3
Coding region: 128-427 (99 amino acids)
Molecular function (GO): acylphosphatase activity
Source: RefSeq, a predicted model, not a curated record